Eremothecium gossypii ATCC 10895 is the source of this 1101-nucleotide messenger RNA. RefSeq names its product Mrx10p (gene MRX10). The transcript has a single exon. Gene Ontology annotation, biological process: positive regulation of mitochondrial translation. Bases 1 to 1101 code for a protein of 366 amino acids. The record is from RefSeq and is marked provisional. Lineage: Eukaryota; Fungi; Ascomycota; Saccharomycetes; Saccharomycetales; Saccharomycetaceae.
AUGUUAGGUAGGUUUACGAGACUGCUCGUGGCAACUGCGCAAGGCUAUAGGUAUGCUUCUAACUCAGCCUCAGCGAAACCAAUUGCGCGCUCCCUGCGGAGGUCAGUUUUGCCCGAUGGGCCUUGGAAGAUAACGGAGGACAAGUCACAUCCAUUAGCCCAUAGAGUCUCCAAGCAGAUGUCCAUUAAGCCAGUAACAGCAAUAACUACUUCAGAGUCUUAUGAUCUGAAUAAAGUCAUUGAGUUGCUUUUCCAGAAGGGUUAUCAACCAGUUAACCUGAUACCCAAUGAAAUUGUGACGUUCAAGUACUUCUACGAGGGCUUACAAGGUGAUGUAAUGGUCAUUGGACAAAAUGGUAGUGUCGUUUCAUGGGGAUUUGAUGAGGCCUCACACAAGCAACAUAUAUUGCCUCUUAUUGAUGGGGCCCGAACUAAUCCGCUCCCGCAAUCACUGUAUGAAAGCGAAGACCUCGACUAUGUGGAGAUUGAAUCUAAGGAAGAGUGGAGCCAAAUAUCUAGCUUAGUAAACGUAAGUGGGUUAGAGCAAAGCUUCAUUAAGGAGGACUUGAUCGUUGUGGACAGGACAUCGGGGGACAAGGAUAUGCUGGACAAGGCUGCGUUCUCGAGCGGUAUUUCCCGCAGUACCAUGCUCGCUGUAUUGGAGCGGAACAUGGAAGCGCAUAUUGAGAGCACAAGAAGCUUUACGGAAUUGCUCUCCAAAGGUAAUAGGCUCAACAUCACAGAGGCUGAGAUAUUAAAAAGCACGGGCAGAUUAUUUCUCAUGCGUGGGAAACUAAACCUUUACUCCGAACUAAUUGAGACUCCUGACUUGUACUGGAGCGAACCAACAUUAGAGACCAUCUAUAAACAGGUCUCUAGGAAUCUGGAUGUGCCCGCUCGUAUUAGCAUUCUAAACAAAAAACUUGAUUACGCUACAGAUGAAUCCCGUGCGCUGAUGUCGGUGCUUAAUGAGAAGAAAAGUACCAGACUAGAAUGGAUUAUCAUCUAUUUGAUUACCGUCGAGGUCUGCUUUGAGCUGCACCACUUCUACGAGCGCUUCUUCGGCGGCAAGCCGGAUGCUCAUGCGUCGCUGCAGGAGUAA